Rotaria sordida is the source of this 960-nucleotide messenger RNA. NCBI's taxonomy places the organism in Eukaryota, Metazoa, Rotifera, Eurotatoria, Philodinida, Philodinidae. The record is from the annotation of a GenBank genome assembly.
AUGACUUCUAAUUUGUCUGCUUUAUUUAAUAAUGCAAAAAAAGUAACACUUGUAAGUGUUCCAAUAAAAGAAGAAUCGGAAAAUGAAACAGUUGAAGAAGAAAUAAUCAAACCAGAAAAAAAGAAAAUUAAACGAGAACAUGAAUAUGAAGAUCUAUCGAUAGUUAAUGCUCAAACAGUAUUUGUUGGUAAUGUACCAAUUGGAUGUACUCAAAAAGAACUUAAAAAAUUAUUUUCUCAAUUCGGUACAGUCAAAUCGGUUCGACUUCGAAAUCUCAUUCCAUUAAAUCCAAAACGAGGCAAACGUCUUGCAUUUAUUAAAAAAGAAUUUCAUCCUUUACAAAAAACAAUAAAUGCUUUUGUUCGAUUCACUGAUGAGACUGAAGCAAAAGACGCAAUUAGUUUGAAUGGUCAUCUCUAUAAAGAACAUCAUUUACGUGUUGAUGUGACGCAUGGACAACAUGAAGAUACUAAACAUGAUAAUAAACGAAGUAUUUUUAUUGGUAAUCUUCCUUUUGAUGCUAAUGAUGAUGAUGUUUGGAAAGUAUUUGAAGAAUGUGGUGAAAUCGAAAAUGUUCGUCUUGUACGUGAUAGUGCAACAAGUGUUGGUAAAGGAUUUGGCUAUGUUCUUUUUCGAGAUGAAGCAUCAGCUGGACUAGCAUUGAGACUGAAUGGUAAUUGUAAAGUUGGAAAUCGACAAAUACGUAUUAAAACAGCUGUAAAAAAACCUAAACCUAUAAAAUCGACUAUGUCUUCGACAAAACCUCGACGACAAAAUAAAAAAUUUAAAUCAAAAAAAUCUUUUCAUUCAGAUGUCAAUGAUGGUGUAAAACAAGGUCGAAUUGAAAAACGACCAGCAGUUCAACUAAGAAAAGAAAAACAAAAGCAGAAAAAGAAAAAUCUUUCUACAAAAACAAAUAAUACACGUAAAGAUGUUAUUCAUCUUAAGAAAAAAAAUUGA